CAAUAAUUAUCAAAUCAAACUCAACAAACCCGCGAUUGCCCUCCACGCUCCAUCUCACCUACACCGGUUGCCACGUCACAUUUCCCCCAUUCAAUUCAAUAUUUCAGUUACAUUUCCUCUUUCGGCACCGAUCCUCCGGUUCAACCCCCAAAAUCAGUCACAUAUGUUCAUCAAUCACUAAUCAGAUCAUCAUCAUUAUUACUGUUCUUAUUAUGGACUAUGAAAAUUACUUCCACAAUAUAAUAACUUUCAUCACCAAACCAGCGGUUAUGGAAACAUUUGUCGACAUUUUCUUCUGUGCGGUACCGAUUUGGGCCGCGGUCAUGAUCGGAGUGUUAAUCGGGUGGGCCUGGACGCCACGGUGGACCAGUUUGGUGUUUCUAGGGUUCCGGUCGAAGCUCCGAGGGUUCGCGAUGACGGUUCCGCCGGGGUUCGGUGCUCGGCGGCUCUGGCUAGCGUUUACGGCUCUGUCGGCGUUUUCUGUUGGCCGCCGGAUGUGGUCGAACUUCCGGGAGAAGGAGCGGAAGGAUGAGGUGGCGACGCCGCGUGCGGUGGCUGGAGGAGAGGCGGUUUUGGAUGGUUAUGGUGAUGGAUGUGACGUUGACGUUAAGUGCAGUAAUGUAAGUUCAGGGGGGACCCACGAUGUUGUCACCGAGAAGGACCUAGAGUAUCUGUUGCAUCUUCUAGAUGGUAAGGAUGCUGUUUGGCAAAGUAUGAUUGAACGUUCUACUUCCAACAUGGCUUGUCAAGCUUGGCGUUAUGAGCCUGAGAGUGGACCGGUCGUGUACCGUAGCAGAACCGUGUUUGAAGAUGCAACACCGGAGCUGGUUAGAGAUUUCUUUUGGGAUGAUGAAUUUCGACCCAAAUGGGACCCGAUGCUGACAUAUGUAAAGAUUCUGGAAGAGUGUCCUCGUACUGGGACCAUGAUUGUCAACUGGGUUAAAAAGUUCCCGUUUUUCUGCAGUGAUAGAGAAUACGUCAUUGGUCGUAGGAUAUGGGAAGCUGGGACUGGGAAGACUUACUACUGUGUUACUAAGGGAGUGCAAUAUCCAGGUGUGCGGCGACGUGACAAGCCAAGGCGCGUGGACCGUUACUUCUCGAGUUGGGUAAUCAGGCCUGUGCAAUCCCGAAAAGGAGAUGGAGUAUUAUCGUCAUGUGAAGUAAUACUGUUACAUAGCGAAGACAUGGGGAUUCCAAGAGACGUGGCUAAGCUAGGUGUCCGUCAUGGAAUGUGGGGAACCGUGAAGAAGCUACACGGCGGCUUCCGAGCUUAUCAAAGUGCACGAAAACAAGACAUGACACUCUCAAGAUGUGCACUCAUGGCGACAAUCACCACUAAGAUCUCCUUUGAUGAGUCAGUGUCAGGAGACCAAAAGAAGGAAGAUGUUACUAUUGCCGCUAGAGGCGGCAAUGUUGGCGGUGGAGUGGACUGGAGAUGGGUGGCGAUUGGCGGGGCAGUGGCGGUGGUUUUCGGAGUUCGUACGGGGACCCUAGGGAAAGUAUUGUUGGCUGGGGCUGGUCAAAGAUUUGGUCGAAGAAGAUGAGAUGCAUGUUAGUUGUUUUGUGGAUGAAGGAUGAUAGAGGUUUAUAACGAGUAUAAUAACGAGACGGAUAGUUGGGUUAAUGGUUUGGAUUUUGUAUACAUACAUAUAUAUAAAUUUAAUGUUUUUAUAUAUGGAUUUUACAAAUCA
This is a messenger RNA of Helianthus annuus (common sunflower), 1691 nucleotides long. RefSeq lists its product as uncharacterized. Gene Ontology annotation, molecular function: lipid binding. The transcript has 7 exons. NCBI's taxonomy places the organism in Eukaryota, Viridiplantae, Streptophyta, Magnoliopsida, Asterales, Asteraceae. The record is from RefSeq and is a predicted model, not a curated record. The coding region runs from base 213 to 1544 and encodes 443 amino acids.